AUGCCCCCCAAAAAGCGUACGGCGAAGUCAUCGGCGGCCGCGAACAUGCGGAAGGAUGGAGAGCCUCCAGCUCCGUUCAAAAGGGCGCCGGAGGUGCUAGAGCCGUUCACGAAAGGAUUGUCGAAGAAGCAUGUGUACGUUGCCCACAUUGACGGAAAGCCAGCCGAUUUCAAGCGCAAAAUCUUUCUGGUCCCGGUGCUCAUGAAUCUUGCUGUCGCGGUUGCAUUCGUAUUCCGCAUGUACUAUAUCUUGCCGUACUACUUUACCAUCUUGGUCAAGCCAAUGAUCCAGCAAGCGUCCACCUUCCCGGGAGAGACGACAACAACCUGGUCAGAACUAGGCUGGGAGAUUGGCAAGCGCGGUUUCAGCAUGUUUCUUGAUUUGAUGCUCUUCAUUUUUGUCUGGCCUUGGCCUGUGGAAUUCAUCGCCGGGCAGACGAAUGGCAGCCCGACCAAGUGGCGAUGGGCAGUCGGAUUCCGCGAAAAGGAAAUUUACGUGCGCCGCAGUCGAGACUGGCACACUGUUCUGGGCGACGUGGUCGAGGAGCGCGACUCGAACAAGAUCUUCACGGGCUACGUGGCGCAGGCUACGGCGCCGAUGCUGCAGGAGCAAAAGACGGGCUAUCUGCUGAUGAACAACAACUGGGACCUAGACUGGAAGCUGAUGGUUCAGGCGCACAAGAUGGUGGACAAGAAGGAGGCGGCGCUGGACGCGUUCAGAAACGCCGUCUUGGUGUAUCACCAAGACUACGGCUGGCUGAGCUACGACCUGAAGUUGGGUGUAUCGACCGAGGAGGAGCAGAAGCGACGACAGGUCUUUGCUUUCCGCGACGCACUGACUUCCAUGGGCAAGGAGGACCUGUUCUACCGCUGGGUCGAGAUUGUCCAAUUUGAGGCAACGCAGCCAGGCGGCUUUGGGCCGGAGAAGCAGGAGGCGGCUGCAAAGAAGAUCCGGGAGCUAUUUGAGGGACAAGGUGUCGACUUUGACGAGCUGUGGAAGGACACAAUUGGUGAGGACGGCGACAAGCUGGACUAA
Messenger RNA from Akanthomyces muscarius, 1035 nucleotides. RefSeq lists its product as uncharacterized. The record is from RefSeq and is a predicted model, not a curated record. The coding region runs from base 1 to 1035 and encodes 344 amino acids. The transcript has a single exon. NCBI's taxonomy places the organism in Eukaryota, Fungi, Ascomycota, Sordariomycetes, Hypocreales, Cordycipitaceae.